This is a messenger RNA of Peromyscus eremicus (cactus mouse), 1881 nucleotides long. Its product is annotated as lethal(3)malignant brain tumor-like protein 4. The transcript is spliced from 3 exons. The record is from RefSeq and is a predicted model, not a curated record. NCBI's taxonomy places the organism in Eukaryota, Metazoa, Chordata, Mammalia, Rodentia, Cricetidae. The coding region runs from base 146 to 499 and encodes 117 amino acids. Gene Ontology annotation, molecular function: protein binding.
UCUUACCCAUCAACCAAAGGCCCUCCUCUGAAGAGAUGACAGCUGCCCCGACCUGCAGCAUCUGUGCUCCGCUCACUCCACACUGCUCUCUCUUUCAGAAUACUCAGCUGAACAAGCCCAGCGAGUGCUUCCCCGGUCGGUCUUCAUGACAUCCAUGUCAACUCACCCUUUCCGAGACCUCCCCCUGGGCUGGGAGCAGCACUGCAAGCUGCUUCCGGGUGUGGCUGAUAUCCAAGCCAGCCAAGUGGCCAGGUGGACAGUGGACGAGGUGGCUGAGUUUGUACAGUCUCUUCUGGGCUGUGAAGAACAUGCCAAGUGCUUCAAGAAAGAGCAGAUAGAUGGCAAAGCCUUCCUGCUUCUGACCCAGGCAGACAUCGUUAAAGUGAUGAAGAUCAAGCUGGGCCCAGCACUGAAGAUUUAUAAUUCUAUCCUGAUGUUCAGGAACUCCCAGGAUGUCACUGAAGAUGAUGUUGCCUCGGGCCCAGAAGCCAGGAGAUAAACGUGCUCCUGAACAUCCCCUGAUACUGGGACUUGUGCCUUCGGAAACAAGGUUGGCCGCCAAUGUCCCCAUGGUCAUACCCUUUAAAGUGUUUGGUUUAGGUGUAUGGAAGACUUUGGCAAAUGGGGAAAUGCCAAUGACUCAGACACUUAGUUAGGUCCAAGUAUUGGUUUGGGUGCCAUCCUUACUGCAACAAACAGACAGACUGAAGAAGCUGUCCACAUGUCUGUCCUCUACCACCCCCCUUUUCUCUCUCUCAGAGAGAAAGAGAGAGAGAGAGAGAGAGAGAGAGAGAGAGAGAGAGAGAGAGAGAGAGAGACUCCAUUCUGCAAGCAUUAAGUGUCUCAAGUGGUAAAAUGCCAGAUAACCAAUUCAUUAAUCCAUCAUUAAUGUAUUCAACACAAACACAUCCAAGCACAGCUCACAUCUAUCAUCUGGGUGUGGCGAGUCUAAGAGAUGGGAGCCUGGUGCUUCCAAGAAGACUCCUGAGGUUUCUGUGCCCUUAACUCAGGAAAGUAUGAAUCUUUUAUAAAGUGCUAAUAUGCACAUUGUUUUCAUGAUGCUCACUUUUAUUCCUAUUACUAUUCCUUGGUUAUGGUUCCAAGCUGCCCCGGAGCCUACUCCGAGGAGUGUGCCUAGAAGUAGCAGCAGAGUAGUUGGGCAUUUCAGGAACCAGAUGAGGUCCUCCAGAGGACCUGCCAUCGGGGCUGUCUCCAGAGUUUGUUGUAACAACGGCAUUGGCCAAUGACCCACUUGAAUGAACUCCUUUCUGUUCCCACUCUGAUGAAACAAACUUCAGAAUGAACUCCUCCCUCAUCUGUUGAUGCUGGAGCAAGUGUGUCAGGUUCUGGUUUCAUCUCCAGAGGCAUGGCAGCAGGGCAGAGGACCUCCAGAGAGCAGCUCAGGAUCUGUUGUUGGCUGAAUUCUUCUGACCCGUUCUCAGACUUCCGUCAUGUUUUAGAAGGGAGUGUGUCUGAGGUUGGAGUUGUGAAGAGACCACCUCAUAAUUAUGAAAAAGAAGAACCCCAAGUCUACAACUGUUUCUGCUCUUUCACAUAGUAGCAUCUACAACUGCCUUCCUGGAAGCAAGACUCAUCCUUUAGGGGUGGGAACCAAAGGGGAAGCCAUGAGAAAGAAGCAGAUCUGACAACAUCUUUCUGCUACAUUAGUAACAUUCUCAAUUUAACAAAGUUGAUUCUGCCCAGCGAAUUUCUCUAACUUUAGGUCACUGAAGAAGAAAAAAACUUGAAAGCAUAUAUAUUGCAUUCUUUAAAUGCUUACCUAAAUGUAAAUUUAAUAUACUAUCAGGUUAUGUAAAUUUGUUUCUGUGAUAUUUUGUUUUUCUCUUUUUUUGGAGACUUCCACAUGCAAUAAAAAUUCCU